Messenger RNA from Rhopalosiphum maidis (corn leaf aphid), 1845 nucleotides. RefSeq names its product DDB1- and CUL4-associated factor 7 (gene wap). Lineage: Eukaryota; Metazoa; Arthropoda; Insecta; Hemiptera; Aphididae. Gene Ontology annotation, molecular function: protein binding. Gene Ontology annotation, cellular component: nucleus. The coding region runs from base 656 to 1696 and encodes 346 amino acids. The record is from RefSeq and is a predicted model, not a curated record. The transcript has 9 exons.
AUUUUUUUUUCAUAUCAUCAACAACUUACUACUAUCGUCGAUAUUAUAUUUCAAUAGAAUAUUUGUUUACUUAUCUAUCGGCGGUCCUCGUUUCCGUCAUUAUUUUUUUUUCCAUUCGUUUUCCCCACCGCCGCCGUGAACCGUGUAACAAUAGGUAACAUUUAUUACUCAUUUUAUUACAGUCGGUAUUUCGACGACGACGCCUCCGCCGCCGCCCGCCGCCGCCACUUCAAUCCCCACCACCGCUCCGUCACUUCCGCCCGACCAUCCACCGAACCGCGACUGUUGUGUCCGCCGCCAGUCCGCUUCGGUUAUCAGUAAAACGCAGCGUCUCUCGGCGCGACCGACGACGGACACCACCGGCGAGAUCGGCCGACAAAACAGCAUCGAAUAUCGCGCGUCGUCAACUGGUUACGGGUACUCCGACGGCUGCCUGCGCACCGACACUCGCGAGCACACACGACAUGCGAACGCCGAGUCGCCGACGGUGAGUCGAUACCGAUAACGCGCGCCAUGAAUCACGGCGGACGACGGACACCUGGCCGGCAUUGAGCACCAACGACGUCUGAAGCGGAGUCAGUGAACUGCACAGCAGCUGUAGGUGUGUAUCUAUAUUAUUACAUACAUUUUUUGUGGAUAAUUGAUUAUAUUCAAAAUGGCAGUCCACGGCUCUACACCUAAGCGUAAAGAAAUUUACAAGCACGAGGCGCCAUGGCCACUGUACAGUAUGAACUGGUCUGUACGACCUGACAAACGAUUUCGUCUGGCGAUUGGGAGCUUUGUAGAGGAAUACAAUAACAAAGUACAAAUUGUGUCAUUAGACGAAGAAGUUUCAGAAUUCAGUCCCAAGAGCACAUUUGAUCAUCCGUAUCCAACAACAAAAAUUAUGUGGAUUCCUGAUAGUAAAGGAGUAUUUCCAGAUUUAUUAGCUACAAGUGGUGAUUAUUUACGAAUUUGGAGAGCAGGUGAACCAGAAACAAGAUUGGAAUGCAUUCUUAAUAAUAACAAGAAUUCAGACUUUUGUGCUCCAUUGACAUCAUUUGACUGGAAUGAAGUUGAUCCAAACUUAAUUGGUACAUCAAGUAUAGAUACUACAUGUACAAUUUGGGGUCUUGAAACAACUCAGAUUGUUGGACGAAUUAAUUCUGUUGCGGGGCAUGUUAAGACUCAACUUAUUGCUCAUGACAAAGAAGUAUAUGAUAUAGCCUUUAGUCGUGCUGGAGGUGGCCGUGAUAUGUUUGCUUCAGUUGGAGCUGAUGGUUCAGUUAGAAUGUUUGAUCUGCGGCAUUUGGAACAUUCUACUAUAAUUUAUGAAGACCCUCAACACUCUCCAUUACUCAGGCUUGCGUGGAACAAACAAGACCCAAAUUAUCUUGCUACAGUUGCUAUGGAUGCAUGCGAAGUAAUUAUAUUGGAUGUCAGAGUUCCUUGUACACCUGUUGCUAGAUUAAACAAUCAUAGAGCAUGUGUUAAUGGAAUCGCAUGGGCUCCACAUUCAUCUUGCCAUAUAUGCACUGCUGGUGAUGAUCACCAAGCCCUUAUUUGGGAUAUCCAACAAAUGCCUAGGGCUAUAGAAGAUCCAAUCCUAGCAUAUACAGCUGCAGAAGGUGAAAUCAAUCAAAUUCAAUGGGGUGCUACUCAACCAGACUGGAUCGCCAUUUGUUAUAAUAAGUCGUUGGAAAUACUACGAGUGUAGUAAUACUGCUGGACUGUUAAUGUUGUAAAUGCAUUAUUAUACAUAUUAUUUUAUAUUUUUAUCAAAUUUCUCUCAUCAAUACAAAUUAUUCGACUCAAAUAUUAUUAACAAGACUUACAGUUUUUAUUUGUUACACAUGAUUUAUAAGA